This is a messenger RNA of Trichoplusia ni (cabbage looper), 9220 nucleotides long. It is a transcript of the gene l(3)80Fg, whose product is annotated as dnaJ homolog subfamily C member 16. Bases 411 to 5063 code for a protein of 1550 amino acids. The transcript is spliced from 15 exons. NCBI's taxonomy places the organism in Eukaryota, Metazoa, Arthropoda, Insecta, Lepidoptera, Noctuidae. The record is from RefSeq and is a predicted model, not a curated record.
AGUUCAGUUUAAAAAAAAAAAUAGUGGCGUCUCACUUUCUUUUACAUUACUUUUUUUCCAAUAGUAUGAUUUCAAAAGGAAAUCAGUACCAUUAAUGUUGAAUUACGUUUUAUUGAUCCUGAUUUUUCUUGAAGGAGUUGUCUUUGCUAGUUGCGCAGAAAAACAACCAAGUUGACUAUGGUUUGGCCCAAUUGACAUUUUGUAAUUUUUGUGAGAUUUUAGAAUUUCACCAAUUUUCAGCCGUUCUAUUUUAAGACAAAUGACUGAUAACAGUUUUUGAGUUUUCCGUGUUAAAUUCACAUACAUCAGUCAUGCUUUGCGUUAUCGUGUUUGAGGUUUUACUAUGAGAGCAGUCUUGAGGAGUAAGGCGGAUUUAUUCAGAAGGGUUGAUAUAGAAUCUAUUUGGUAAUAUGCAAUGGAAAAGCAAGGGUUGGAAAGGGCGCUGGCUGUGGGCUGUGCUGGUGCUCGCUCUGUGCCCUCUGCUCCUUGCUCAGAAGAUCGGUGACCCAUACAAGAUACUGGGUAUACACCGCAAGGCUACUCUGCCAGAAAUACGCAAAGCUUAUCGGCAAUUAGCUAAAGAGUGGCAUCCGGAUAAGAAUGAAGAUCCGAAUGCAGAGACCCGUUUUGUGGAAAUCAAACAAGCAUAUGAACUGCUCUCUGACACGGAACGAAGGCAGGCUUAUGACUUGUAUGGUAUAACGAACGAAGACGACCAUCUAUAUAAACCCAGACAUGAUUACAGCCAGUAUGCAAGAUUUAGUAACGACCCAUUUGAAGAGUUCUUUGGGACGCAUUUCCGUACGCAAGACCAGGACAUCACACUGUUCCACAAACUUUCAGUGACGGCGCGACACUUCGAAAACAACAUUUUCGAGAAGAGUAUUCACACUCCAGCAUUAGUCUUGUUCUACACUGACUGGUGCUUUGACUGUGUGCGUUCGGCCGCGUCAUGGCGGCGCCUUGUGGAGGCCUUACAGCCGCUCGGCGUUACCAUGGCAACGGUCCACGCCGGCCACGAGGCCAGCCUGGCGCGCAGGGUGGGCGUGCACGGGGUCCCGUGUCUCACCUUCGUGCUGGACAAACAUGUCUAUAUUUAUAAGGAGGGGUUGGCUUCGCUGCCGAAAAUUUUGGAGUUCAUGCGCUGGAAGUUCCCGUACAAGCUGGUGAGCACGAUCAGCGACGGCAACGUGGACGGCUUCGUGUCCGACUUCGAGGACAACAAGGUCAAGGCGCUGAUCUUCGAGGAGCGCCAGACCAUCCGCCUCAGAUACCUCAUCACUGCAUUCCACUAUAGAGAUAGAGUCGCCUUUGGUUUCAUCGACAUGCGGUCUCGCGACACGGGCAACGUGACGGCGCGCUACAAGGUGCAGCGCCACACGGACAGCAUGGUGCUGCUGAAGGAGGACCGCGCCGAGCCCGCCGCCACCGUCAGCACCACCGAGAUCCCCACGCAGACGCUGCGACAGCUCAUCGAGGCCAACCAGAUGCUCACGCUGCCGCGACUGUCCUCGCAGAGCGUGCUGGAGAGCGUGUGCCCGGUGGAGUGGCGCGCGGCGCGGCGGCGGCUGUGCUGCGUGCUGGUGGUGGGGGGCGCGGGGGGCGCGGGGGGCGCGCGCGGGGGCGCGGGGGGCGCGGCGCGCGACGCGCUGCGGGCGCUGGCCCGCGCCGCGCCGCCCGACCGCCUGCACUACGCCUAUCUGUACGCGCACAAGCAGCCCGCCUUCCUCACCGCGCUCGCCAACGGCUCCGGCAGCGACGUGUCUGAGAUGGAGCACCGCAUCGUGAUAAUCUGGCGUCGCGAGGCCACGCGCGUGCAGUACGAGUGGCUCAACGAGACCUGGCCCAGCUGCGCGCACGAGCACUGCGGCGCCGAGCAGUUCCCCGCCGACCCCGCAGCGCGGGAGGACCUGCUCAAGUACCACGAGAGGCUCAACGAGACCAAGCGCGCGCUCGACCAGCUCAUCAAGCGACUGCUCAAGCCCACAGAGGUCAUGGCAUAUGAAGCUCAUGUACAGGAGCUGCUGGACGAGGCGGCGCUGGGGCGCGUGUGGCGGCUGGUGCUGUCGCUGUGCGAGUGGUCGGAGCGCGCGGCGGCGGGGCUGCGCACGCAGCGCGCGCUCUCCGCGCUCUCCGUGCUCGCCACCGUCGCGCUCGUGCUCGCCGCCGGAUACCUCAUGGCCUACCUCAUGUAUGUACAACACUUGUACUGUCGCUGUGCGAGUGGUCGGAGCGCGCGGCGGCGGGGCUGCGCACGCAGCGCGCGCUCUCCGCGCUCUCCGUGCUCGCCACCGUCGCGCUCGUGCUCGCCGCCGGAUACCUCAUGGCCUACCUCAUGUAUGUACAACACUUGUACUGUCGCUGUGCGAGUGGUCGGAGCGCGCGGCGGCGGGGCUGCGCACGCAGCGCGCGCUCUCCGCGCUCUCCGUGCUCGCCACCGUCGCGCUCGUGCUCGCCGCCGGAUACCUCAUGGCCUACCUCAUGUAUGUACAACACUUGUACUGUCGCUGUGCGAGUGGUCGGAGCGCGCGGCGGCGGGGCUGCGCACGCAGCGCGCGCUCUCCGCGCUCUCCGUGCUCGCCACCGUCGCGCUCGUGCUCGCCGCCGGAUACCUCAUGGCCUACCUCAUGUAUGUACAACACUUGUACUGUCGCUGUGCGAGUGGUCGGAGCGCGCGGCGGCGGGGCUGCGCACGCAGCGCGCGCUCUCCGCGCUCUCCGUGCUCGCCACCGUCGCGCUCGUGCUCGCCGCCGGAUACCUCAUGGCCUACCUCAUGUAUGUACAACACUUGUACUGUCGCUGUGCGAGUGGUCGGAGCGCGCGGCGGCGGGGCUGCGCACGCAGCGCGCGCUCUCCGCGCUCUCCGUGCUCGCCACCGUCGCGCUCGUGCUCGCCGCCGGAUACCUCAUGGCCUACCUCAUGUAUGUACAACACUUGUACUGUCGCUGUGCGAGUGGUCGGAGCGCGCGGCGGCGGGGCUGCGCACGCAGCGCGCGCUCUCCGCGCUCUCCGUGCUCGCCACCGUCGCGCUCGUGCUCGCCGCCGGAUACCUCAUGGCCUACCUCAUGUAUGUACAACACUUGUACUGUCGCUGUGCGAGUGGUCGGAGCGCGCGGCGGCGGGGCUGCGCACGCAGCGCGCGCUCUCCGCGCUCUCCGUGCUCGCCACCGUCGCGCUCGUGCUCGCCGCCGGAUACCUCAUGGCCUACCUCAUGUAUGUACAACACUUGUACUGUCGCUGUGCGAGUGGUCGGAGCGCGCGGCGGCGGGGCUGCGCACGCAGCGCGCGCUCUCCGCGCUCUCCGUGCUCGCCACCGUCGCGCUCGUGCUCGCCGCCGGAUACCUCAUGGCCUACCUCAUGUAUGUACAACACUUGUACUGUCGCUGUGCGAGUGGUCGGAGCGCGCGGCGGCGGGGCUGCGCACGCAGCGCGCGCUCUCCGCGCUCUCCGUGCUCGCCACCGUCGCGCUCGUGCUCGCCGCCGGAUACCUCAUGGCCUACCUCAUGUAUGUACAACACUUGUACUGUCGCUGUGCGAGUGGUCGGAGCGCGCGGCGGCGGGGCUGCGCACGCAGCGCGCGCUCUCCGCGCUCUCCGUGCUCGCCACCGUCGCGCUCGUGCUCGCCGCCGGAUACCUCAUGGCCUACCUCAUGUAUGUACAACACUUGUACUGUCGCUGUGCGAGUGGUCGGAGCGCGCGGCGGCGGGGCUGCGCACGCAGCGCGCGCUCUCCGCGCUCUCCGUGCUCGCCACCGUCGCGCUCGUGCUCGCCGCCGGAUACCUCAUGGCCUACCUCAUGUAUGUACAACACUUGUACUGUCGCUGUGCGAGUGGUCGGAGCGCGCGGCGGCGGGGCUGCGCACGCAGCGCGCGCUCUCCGCGCUCUCCGUGCUCGCCACCGUCGCGCUCGUGCUCGCCGCCGGAUACCUCAUGGCCUACCUCAUGUAUGUACAACACUUGUACUGUCGCUGUGCGAGUGGUCGGAGCGCGCGGCGGCGGGGCUGCGCACGCAGCGCGCGCUCUCCGCGCUCUCCGUGCUCGCCACCGUCGCGCUCGUGCUCGCCGCCGGAUACCUCAUGGCCUACCUCAUGUAUGUACAACACUUGUACUGUCGCUGUGCGAGUGGUCGGAGCGCGCGGCGGCGGGGCUGCGCACGCAGCGCGCGCUCUCCGCGCUCUCCGUGCUCGCCACCGUCGCGCUCGUGCUCGCCGCCGGAUACCUCAUGGCCUACCUCAUGUAUGUACAACACUUGUACUGUCGCUGUGCGAGUGGUCGGAGCGCGCGGCGGCGGGGCUGCGCACGCAGCGCGCGCUCUCCGCGCUCUCCGUGCUCGCCACCGUCGCGCUCGUGCUCGCCGCCGGAUACCUCAUGGCCUACCUCAUACGCGUGGAAGAGGAGUCGGUGCAGCGACAAAAAGAAGAAAGGAAGAAGCAGAAUGGCGCCGUCAAGAAGAACAACAACGAACCGAGCUCGGAGCUGAGGCUGCAUGAGCUGAGGGCCGAGAAGUAUAACGGACUUGUUAGACUAUUGAAGCCCGGUUGCCGAACCAUCGUAUUACUGGUGGACAUGCAGAGUCGAGUGCAGCUUCUCUCCAAGUUUCACAAAAUUGUGUGGCCUUAUCGCAAGAACAAGACGCUGGUGUUCGCGUACCUGUGCGUGGAGCGCAACAUCGUGUGGUUCCGGCGCGUGCUGCAGCUGUCGCUGGGCGGCGGCGAGCUGCGCCUCAACGCGCGCAACUGCGUGGGCACCGUGCUGGCGCUCAACCCGCACCGCAAGUACUUCUGCAUCUACCACGCCAAGCACCCCGAGUGCGCCAAGCCGCACAAGCGCAUGUCGCGCAUGACGCGGUCCCUGGGCGAGAGCGGCGCGCGCGACCCCGAAGCGGGCGCCUUCAUCGGGUUCCACACCGAGCCUGACUCCUCCGACAACGACGACGCGCUCGACCCGCCCGUGCUCAUGCAAGAGAAUCUUCUGGACGGGCUGGAGAACUGGUUGGACCGGCUGUUCGAGGGCAGCACCCACCGAUACUACAUCAACUACUGGCCGGACAUGACCACCAAGUGAGCGCGGCGCCAACCGCUGUGAGCACUCACCUUUGUUUACUCUCUCCACUCUUACCUUGGCGUAACUAGGCAUAUUAAAAAAACACGGGCUGUACAGACACAGACCUUUGCAUGACUAACAUUGAAUUAAAAAGUAUACGUGUCAAUAACACAUGUCAUGUUUAUGUGUGUUUAUUUGAGAUUUCAUGUCCGCCAUAUUGGAAUACAAGUAUAGAACGCUAGUUUGCUUCUUAAAUAAAGCUAGUGAUAAUUGUGUAUUCUGUCUUACUAAAACAAACACAAUAAGUGUUUAAAACUUUAUUUAUGAUUGGUAUAUCUAGUUACGCCAAAACACUAUAGAGAGUUCAAACAUAUUUAUUUUUAUUAAAAUGAGUUCUCGAUUUUUUUCUCGUUGUUAAGAAAAUAUACUGCCCGGUUAUUGUCGUUUUUCGACCGUAGUUAUUAAUAAGUAUGUUAGUUAUUCGUAAAGGUAUGCCUUAGCGCUGGUACCCGCUGCCAGUUCCAAUUCGUAACCCGAAGUCAUGAGACCAAUUAAGCUGGCUACAAACAUUGGCCCAACAAGGGUUGGGGUAAAAGAAAGCUAGGUACAAUGUUCGGACCAAUGUUUGGAGCUCUGAUACAAUUGCAUAUUUCUUUACUUAUUGGACGGUUGGUCGCGCUUUCUCGGAACGUGAGUCUGUGUGGCUGAGUACGGUAAGACGAUAGCUUCGAUCGAUAAUGUCGUACGAACAAAUGUAAACCAUGUUUCUGAACGCAGUUCGGUUGAAAACUUCUCAGUUUCUAGAUUAAGGAAUCUGGAGGACGUUUCUCUGCAAGCUUGGGCUUGUGCUCAAUAAUAUAAAGUGCCUCGAUGCUGAACUUGUGAUAAUCAUGAUACAGACAUGCCUUAAACGGAAAUGGGGUAAAUUCUAUUUACUUUGGCUUAGUUUGUUUUUAAUAGAACAGAACGCAGUAAUUUUUCCCUUAACCAGUAAGAGUGAAACGUAUACAAAGCAACUGUGUACUAGAUUUAUUAUGUUAAAGUCUAUACAGCAGUAAAAACUAAAGUGUCUGAUUGAAAAAUGUUGGUUUCAACCGAAUCGUGUCCGGAACAUUAGGCCAAAUUGUAUUAGUGCCUAUGUCGAGUAAUUAGGCGAACUGACUCUCCUUCGAUAGGUGUUAGCUAAAUUGUAGCUCAGAUGUUUAUCAAACAGCAGAAAUCAGUGUGAAUGGUUUGUUUAUAUACUUCAAAUGAUCAUAUAUCUAUGAUACGACUAUUCCUACGUUGUCAACAAAUACACUAUAACAAAGUAAUUUGCUCAUACUAACAAAAUAUAUUACCAUUUACACUGGCAUCUGUCCAGAAAAAAAAUGGAAAUUAAUAAAAUAUUCACACUUUUAUAUAAAUAAAUUAGCUGUAAAUUAGCAGUUUGUCUUCACGAUAUCACAAUAACUAGUGUUAUAGUACGAUACAAUAAUAAGGACAGUAUUACGUCACCGCACCACUUAGAUGGUAAACACUACAUGUCGUGAUGGACAUCGAUGUCUAUUGCCAUAGACCAAGUAGAUUCCUUUUCUAUCGCAUCAAUAACGCAAUCACUUUUCAUGGCGUGGCAAAGGACAGUUAGAUACUGAGGAGAUGAUGAAUUUCAUAGCAAUCGAAAUUGGAAAAUAACUAUGCUCAAUCUCUUAUUCGAAUUCGAAGUACAAUUGUUAUUAUUUAUUUGGAAAGCUUACAUACAAACACAUAAAAUGCAUGUAAAAGCUUCAGACUCAUACACUAACCAUCAAUAACGACCAAUAUAUGUGAUGAAAGUACAAACAAACAAUGUGCCAGAAUUUUUUGAUCUAUAUUUUGUAGCAGAUUCUAUAGCAAUAGAGAUUGAUAUCUAUCGCGAUAUGUAAUAACUACUUUACACAUUUUUAAAUCUUUAUACAUUCUACCUAGUGCCAUUUGAUUGAGCUUCGUAAUACUGCCUGUGAAGUGCUAGAGUACACAGAAUAUGCUGGAGAAAGAGUUUUCAUUGCCUUUGCCGAGUUUUUUACUAAAAUGAUUCAACAUUUUAAUAUUGAUUUUGUCAGUACUGUAAUCUCAAUACAAUAACUUUGUGUGUAAUUAUUUAUAAAGCAAAUGACGUUUAUUCACUUUCGUUCAUAAAUAAAUGUCACUCGACCGACAUUACAAUAAUAAUGCUCUCUUUUUAUAUAUAAGGCUCGGUGAAUGUACCACAAAGGUCGGAAUUGCUAGACAAAUCGCUGAAUUAGUAUUCAAAUAGUAUUAAAGUUGUUAAAUUAUUUCGAUUAACAAUCAUGUUUAUUGUUCCUGAGUGGAGUCGGUUGUCCCGAACAACAUACUAGUCAAAUGUAUUACCAAAUGUUAUUUUAUAAUUUAGCUAAAUAUAAUAGUUGUCGCCUUAGUUGGUGUGUAUGCUGUCGUGAUCGGGAACGAGUGUUUUAUUAUAUAAGUCUUUACAAUCGUGUGUUCAAAUCGGAAUGAUAUAUUGCAUGUCACAAGUUUUAAUUGUCGGUUAAAUUAAUUAACUAUAAUUAUUGUCUACAGUUGUUGUUAGUGAAAUGUUAUCUUCUUUCUUGCCAGUUUAAAUGUUUUGCCUGUUGCCAGUCUCAAAAAAAUUAACUUAUUGCAUUGUGACUAUGGCUGUACAGUUAGUAUUUCGUUUAUGUAACUAAUUAAAAAUAAUCAUCACAUCUCUUCUACAAGAUUCAAUCCACCUUCAUAUACAUCUGCCUACCUGAACCUGUGGAGCAUCCCCAUGACUAUCCCCAUGAUAUUUAUUCAUACUUUCUUUGUUUAUGAUUUCGAUUUAAACCACCUCAUGAACUACUACUACCUGCUACCCUGGUAUCACCCUCAUACUUACGUACUUUCAUGGUACUUACUACCAUCAUGUUCUAUUAUCACCUGCUCUCCUUAGUACUGCCCACAUGUUCUAUUACUAUCUGCUCUCCUGGUACUCUGCCUUUAUAAUCUACUGCUACCUACUCUCCUGGCACCACCCUCAUGCUAUCAAAAGUAUCCUAUGUCCUUCCCCUGGUUGUAAGCUACCUCCCCAACAAUAUCAGUCAAAUAAGUUCAGCCGUUCUGGAGUUAUAAAAUUUGUAACUAACACGACUUUCUUUUAUUCAUAUAGAUUUAAGGCGAAUCAUAUUGUGUUAUAUAUCCGUGUGUAUGGUUACAAUAAAUUGCAUUUUUUUUACAAAAUGAGUUAGAUAAAUAAAAAGACAAAUUUGUAUAAAUCUUGGAAUUGUAUCAUUACGUGAAUGUUUAUAUUGUAUCUGUUUAACCUUUCUUGGUGGGGACGGACCCGAGAAUGUACAGAUAAGGGUCAUCUCAAAUAUGUAUGUGCAUUGUUUAACUUCAUAACGCGCACGAUUACCUACAUAAUGUUCUAUUUCGAGAUCCUUGACCUGUAGAAGUUGCUUGCGUGCCUCUAAUACAAGGUCUUGAAGUACCUCGAUUACUAUUGUUGAAGCAAGACAGUGCGAUACACUACGCAUAGCUUCGUCUUGCUUUGGCAACAGCUGUCAUCCAGCUUCAGAUCUUGUGGUAAGCGCGCUCUAGUUAUUAUAUUUCAAAACUUUUAUAAUCGUUGUUCAAUUAGUAUUCAUUUUACAUUAAUGUUUGCUGUUAUGGUUGCACUUGUUAAUUGCGUAUUUUGUUUAUAAACUGAAUUAUCUUUCUUGGAAAGUUUUAAUAUUUUAUUAUAUUGUGCAAAUUGCACAGAGAAAGCAACACGGAAAUAUUUGGAUAGGGAUGUGACAUUUCUUUAUCUAUUAGUUAGUAAAGAAACCGUACAUUAAAAUUUCCUUCCACAUCCGCAAAUCUAAUUAAAGAUGUGAUGGUUGGGUUCCUGCAUAUAUGAACGGAUAUGGAUAUUUUAGGAAACAACGUAAUAUGUUACGUAUAUUUAACCGCAGCUGACCUAUCCCCCCAAAUGAAUUGUAUAAAUGUGCUGUUUAACCUUUGUUGCCAUGUCUUCUAGUUAUAAUUAUCACCGCGUUGGUGUCUGUAUAUGGGUUGUUGGUAAAGCUUGUCUAUUCAUACUAAAAUAUAAUUAUGAUUGUAUUUAAAUUAUUUUUAUUGUUAAGAUACACUAAAUCUAUCCUUUAUCUUAAUUCCAGUAUCGAUUUGUACAAUACAUUAUUAAAUAUUGUUCUUUA